Molecule: messenger RNA, 1686 nt
Organism: Musa acuminata subsp. malaccensis (wild Malaysian banana)
Lineage: Eukaryota; Viridiplantae; Streptophyta; Magnoliopsida; Zingiberales; Musaceae
Product: myb-related protein 2
Molecular function (GO): DNA-binding transcription factor activity; DNA binding
Source: RefSeq, a predicted model, not a curated record
UUAUAAAGGGCGAGCCAUGGUCAUCACUAACCAGCAAGAGGAGCAGCUCAUGAAGCAAUUGGUUUCCGAGAUGGACAAUUCUUCUCCUUAGAUCAAGGAAAAGAAAGAAGAUGUAUCAUCAUCAGCAUCAUCACCAGGGACACAACAACAUUCUUUCUUGUAGGACUGCGUUUCCUGCAGAGAAGCAUUUGUUGCUGCAAGGAGGAAGUAUCCCAGAAGAUUCAGGACUGGUUCUAUCGACUGAUGCCAAGCCCAGGUUGAAGUGGACAGCCGAGCUCCAUGAAAGAUUCAUAGAGGCAGUCAAUCAACUUGGUGGAGCAGAUAAGGCUACACCCAAGUCGGUCAUGAGGCUCAUGGGCAUUCCUGGACUAACUCUCUAUCACCUGAAAAGCCAUCUUCAGAAGUACAGGCUCAGCAAGAAUCUCCAAGCUCAAGCAAAUGGAGCCGAGAGUGUUAUAGGUUGUAAGCUUGCAGCAGAGAGAACAAGCGAGGGCAACGGAUCACGAGCGAGCAACACAAACAUCAUUCCCCAGUCAAACAAAACAUAUCCGAUAAAUGAAGCACUUCAAAUGCAAAUUGAAGUCCAAAGAAGGCUACAAGAACAACUUGAGGUUCAAAGGCACCUGCAACUAAGAAUAGAAGCACAGGGGAAGUACUUGCAGUCUGUCCUGGAGAAGGCUCAAGAGACACUUGGGAAGCAGCAUUUGGGGACUCCAGGACUAGAAGCUGCCAAAGUUCAUCUCUCUCAACUGGUCUUCAAAGUCUCAAAUGAAUGUUUCAGCAAUGCAUUGACAGGUCUGGAAGAAAUCCCAGCCCCGAAUACCCUACAAGUGCAUCCACCCCAACUUGCUGACUUCUCGGUACAAAGUUGCUUGACAUCAUCUCAGGGAUCACAAAAGGAUCUUGACAUGGCCAAUUUCCGCAGAAGUUUGAGAGCCUACAUGCAUGAGAAUGCCAGGCUUGAAGGUUCCCAAUCUGCAUGGUGCUACCUGAAUGAGCACAAGACUUUUCCCUCAUCCAUGUUUGGGGAUUCAGAAAGGACAUCUUUCAAAGUAGAAGAUUUUGUGUCACCACUUCCCGUGAGGCCUCGGGUGGAAAGAGAAGGGGAAGCUGGUUCUGAUGCCCAGCAAACGGAAAGAAGUGACCCGAAUGGCAAGAGAACAGCAGAACAACAGGAGAGAGGAAAGCAAUCAGACAGUUUUGGGCUGGCUGGUCACACAGCACAACUAGAUCUCAAUGCUGAUGAAGACGAUGAGGGUGCUACGAACAGCAAAUUUGACCUGAACGGCUUCAGUUGGAGCUGAUUUGCGGCAAGCAUUAUGAAGGCAUAAGAACACUGUACAUACUGAAAUUGUUAGCUCGCUCGCUCUCUCUCUCUCUCUCUCUCUCUCUCUCUUCUCCUUGAUCAUCACAGGUAACCAAAACAAGUAUUGGCUACAACAUUAAAGUGAUUCCAAAAGACAGUCUGCAGGAGAUGAAGCUAAGAAGAAUGCAUCUACAACAAACAAGUUUCCAGGAGAAUGUUACUGAGAGCAUCAUGUUCUCAGAUCUAUGAUACCAAUGUCACCGGCAGUCACAAGAAAUCCACAGUUCAGUACCAUCAUAAAUAAUACAAAUUACACAAAAUAGAGAUCUUGUUUCGAGCAUAUGGAAGAACAAGUUCUGGGGGUUAAUCCCUUUUAGUUA